Trichomonas vaginalis G3 is the source of this 3468-nucleotide messenger RNA. RefSeq names its product structural maintenance of chromosomes (SMC) protein family. The coding region runs from base 1 to 3468 and encodes 1155 amino acids. Gene Ontology annotation, molecular function: protein binding; ATP binding; ATP hydrolysis activity. NCBI's taxonomy places the organism in Eukaryota, Parabasalia, Trichomonadida, Trichomonadidae. The record is from RefSeq and is a predicted model, not a curated record. Gene Ontology annotation, cellular component: chromosome. Gene Ontology annotation, biological process: mitotic sister chromatid cohesion. The transcript has a single exon.
AUGUCUGGGAUUCACAUUAAGAGGGUCACGAUUCAUGGAUUUAAAUCUUACAGUGAUACAGUUACAUUCGGACCUUUCUCACCAGGCACAAAUGCUGUAGUUGGCCUCAACGGUUCUGGUAAGUCUAACUUUUAUAAUGCUAUUGAGUUCGUUUUAUUGGACGAAUUCGAUCAUCUUAGGCCAAGCGUAAAGAAAAGCUUGUUACAUGAAGGCCAGGGCGUAUCAAGUCCAACAGCUUUCGUUGAAAUAGUUUUCUCGAAUGAAUCUAGAGUAAUUCCGAUCGAAAAAGAUGAGAUUUCAAUCCGCAGAUCUAUAUCAUUACAGAAAGAUGAGUAUUUCAUUGAUAGAAAGCAUUCAACAAGACAAGACGUUAGAAAUAUCCUUGAGCAAUGCGGAUUUUCUCCAGCUAGUGGUUACUACAUCAUCAAGCAAAGCAAGGUAACAUCGCUUACAACAAUGACUGACGCUCAACGCCUUGAUUUACUUUUGGAUAUUGCUGGUGUUAAAGUUUAUGAUACACAGCGUGAAGAAUCCGUUAAGAUUAUCGCUCAGUCAAUGGAACGUAAGAAGAAGAUCGAAGAUUCUUUGGAAUACAUCAAUAACCGUCUCAAAAAACUUGACGAAGAAAAAGCAGAACUUGAGGAAUUCAAUGAACUUGACAAGAAGCGUCGCGCUAUUGAGAUAUUGAUCCAAGAUCGCUCUUCCCGCGAAAAUCAAAUUGAAAUUGAAGCAAGAAACGAAGAACUCCAAGUACAAACAACAGCCUUGGCAUCCAUCCGUACUGAAUAUACAGAAAACCAGACCGAAGUCCACAAUCUUACUGAUGAAUUAACAAAUACCAAAAUUAAAGAGAAACUCUGUCUCCAAGACAGGAACAAUCUUCAACAGCAAGAGACAGAUCUCAUCAAACAACAUGAAAGAGCCCAACUCAAGGCCUCAAAAUACGAAGAAAAGCUGAAAACAGCAGAAAUCGAAAUCCAAGAUAAGAAAUCUAAGCUUGAGAAGAUUGAAGAAGAGAUUUCCAACGCCAAGAACCAAGAAGAAGAGUAUACAAAGGAGUUUGACGAAGUUUCCCAACACAAAGCUGAAAUUGAAGGUCAAUUAUCAGUUUUACAGUCACUUUGCGCCGGCCAAUUAGAAGAUAUCGACAAUGUCAAUGCCGAACUCAAGGCUGCUAAGAAAGAAAUCGAGAAAUUCCAGAAAGAAGUCACUUCUCAAGAGAAAUCUGUCACAAAAGCGAAGAAUCAGUUAGAUCAGGCACUCAAACAGAGAUCAUCCUUUGUAGAUGAGUUCAAGAAACUCAAAGAAGGCCAGAAAAAGUUGACAGAAAAAAGAAAUGAAUUAUUAGAUGAGAGAAAACUCAACUGGUCAAAGCAAUACUCGCUUGAAAAGGAGCACCAUGACAUCAAGAAGCAUCUUAACGAGCUCCAAGUCAAGGCAACAAGGUCAGCAAACAGCGAUGUUGCAAAUGGCAUUGAUUACAUCAAGAAGAACAAGUUUGAUGGCUUCCUUGGUGUUGUAAUCGACUUAAUAGAGGUCGACCAAGAAGCAACAGUCGCUGCAAGCGUCAUUGGAGGCAGAAGAUUGUAUUAUAUUAUUGUUGAUACAGUUGAGAACGCCAAGAAGCUUACAAAGAAGGUUUCCGAACAGAAGAACUGCAGCUGCUCCACAAUUGUCCUUGAAAAAGUCAAUCCUUCGAACAAAGAACUUCCUGAAGGCGUAGAUCCACUUUUGAACCACAUCCACUACGACGAAGAGUAUCAGAAGGCCAUGGAAUUGAUCUUCGGAGGCUACGCAUUGACUUCUAGUUUAACUGAAGCAAAUCAAAUUUCAGAAUCUAAGAAAGUCAACUGCGUAACAAUCGAAGGUGAAACAAUCUUGAGCAGUGGUAUCAUGAACGGCGGAUCCGCUAAUCUAAACAGAUCUCCUUUGAUCUUAUCCACUCAAAUCAACGCAAAAACAAAAGAUUUACAAAAAGUGAAGGAAGAUUUGAAGGAAUUGAAUGAAAAAAUCCAAGGAAUUGAGGACGAAAUCAAGAAAUGCGAUACAGACAUUGCCGGAAAUGAGAAGCAGUUGACCGAAUGCAGAGCCAGAGAGGUAACUGUGAAGAGCGAUGUCGAAAAAGCAAGAACAGAAGUAGAUAAUGCACAGAAAGAAUUAGAAAUCAAGCAAAACCAGUUCUCAGACAUGAAAUUGCACUUGAACAGUAUAGAACAGAGAUUACAAGCCCUCCAAGAACCAAAAGGAGAAGCAGAUGACGAAACUCGUGCAAAAGUCAGAGAAUUAUUAGAUCAAAGAGUCGAAAUCGACUCCCAAAGACUGAAACUAAUCCAGUUGCGUUCCAUUCUUAGACAGAGAAUGAGAGACGUCUUAGUUCCUCAACAGCGCCAGAUUUCAGAUCAAAUUGCCGAACUUGAUCCAUCUAGAAUCAAGCAGAAGCUCAAGCAAAGCGAGCAGAAGUCUAAGGACUCUGAAAAGAAGCUCAACCAGGUCAACCAGCGCCAGGAGAAAAUCAAUCAAAAACUUAAUGAAAUUUCAGAGGAAAUUAAUCGUCUCUCUAACAAAAUUGAGAGUCUCAAAAACGAUCAGACGAAAAUGGACAAAAAGAUCUCACAAUACCAAAGCACAAUAGAUAAAAUCCAUCAGAGGCUUGCUUUACUCGAACAACGCCAAGAAGAUAUCAAGAAUGAGUCGAUGUCCAUUGGCGCUUAUCCUGAGGACGAAAUAAAGGAGUACGAAGACCUUUCCAUGUCCCAGUUGUACAAUCAGCUUCAUGAAGUUAACGAAUCUCUCCAAACAUUCAGAUUUGUUAACAAGAAGGCCAUAGAACAGUACCAAUCCUUCAGCAGCCAGAGGGAAGAGCUUGAGAGAAGAAAGGAAGAGAUAGAAACAUCAGGAAACUCAAUUACUUCUCUCAUUGCAAAUCUUGAUUUCAAGAAGAACGACGCAAUCGAACAUACAUUCGCCCAAAUAUCAGAUAACUUCGCAAAGAUAUUCCAGGAGCUCGUGCCAACCGGCCAAGGCGUUCUUUCCCUCUUAAAGAAUCCAGAUGAUGACAAUAAAGCUGUCGGAAUCGGUAUCAGAGUCAGAUUUGGUGACAACACUGAAGAAGUCGGCACCGCUGCAACAUCAAUGAUGCAGUUGAGUGGUGGACAACAGUCAUUAGUUGCAUUGGCUCUUGUAUUCGCCAUUCAGAAGUUCUCACCAGCUCCUUUCUACCUCAUGGACGAAUCAGAUGCUGCUUUGGAUCCAAACCACAGAAAGGCAGUUGCAGAUCUGAUCACAAAACUAUCAAAGCCGCAAGAUGACGUGGCCCCAGCUCAGAUUAUUCUGACAUCGUUCAAACCAGAACUGUUGGAGAGCUGUGAAAAAUUGUUUGCUAUUGUACAGGAAAAGAAUCACUCUGUUGCUAAGGAAGUCAAAGUUGAUGAGGCUUUAACUAUUGUCAAUGAACGUGAAAACGCUUAA